UUUGUGCUUAACGGGUUGCUUGCUGAUUAAUAAGCUUAGACUGAACUUAAAAAAAAAAAAAAAAUCAAGAUGAUUCCUGCAGUUACGCUUUUUAAUGGAGCAAAGAUGCCCAUAGUUGGUCUGGGAACCUGGAGGGCUGAACCAGGGAAGGUCAGUGAGGCAGUGAAGGUGGCUAUAAGCAAUGGCUACAGACACAUAGAUGGAGCCUUUGUGUAUGAGAACGAAGAAGAGGUCGGGGAAGGAAUCCGAGCUAUGAUUGAACAAGGAGUGACCAAAAGAGAGGACUUAUUCAUCGUCAGUAAAUUAUGGUGCACAUUCCAUGUCCCAUCCCUGGUAAGGGGAGCAUGUGAGAAAACUCUAAAAGACCUGAAACUCGACUAUGUGGACCUUUACCUGAUACACCACCCAGUAGGGAUGCAGCCAGGGGAUAAGAUCUUUCCAUCAGAUGAGAACAAUGAAACACUUACUGAUGACAGUUCCUUCUUGGACACAUGGGAGGAAAUGGAGAAACUGGUGGAUGAUGGUUUGGUCAAAGCCAUUGGCGUCUCUAACUUCAACAAAGACCAGAUUGAAGCUAUUCUCAACAAGCCUGGCCUCAAAUACAAGCCAGCCAAUAACCAGAUUGAGUGCCACCCAUAUCUAACCCAAGAGAAGCUGAUCAACUACUGCCAAUCAAAAGGCGUCACAGUCACAGCUUACAGCCCGCUGGGCUCUCCAGACAGACCCUGGGCUUCCUCUGAUGACCCCCGUCUUCUAGAGGAUGCUACCAUCUUGGCUAUCGCUAAAAAGUACAACAAGACUCCAGCACAGGUUCUCAUGCGGUUCCACACACAGAGGAAUGUGGUAGUCAUUGCCAAGUCAGCAACCCCUAGUCGGAUUAAGGAGAACUUCCAGUUAUUUGACUUUGAAUUAAGCCAAGAUGACAUGAAGACUAUCCUGGGUUUGAACAAGAACUGGAGAGGAUUUCCAGCAUCGUGGGCAGCAAAGCAUAAAGACUACCCUUUCAAUACAGAAUACUAAACAAAAUGAAGACCGUUUAAUUCAUCAACCUUCAAUGUGAUAAUUGCCCUUCUGUGGAGCCUGCAGGAAAUCCUACAUAAAUGUGUUGGUGGAUCAGUUAAAAGUUAAAUAUCUCUGAUAUCCUGAUUUUGAAAGCAAAUAGAAAUAAAAAGGAGGUAAAGGGUUUAAAUAGAGGCUGAUCAAAUCAUGUUGAUUAAACAAAAUGCAACAACUAAAAGUAACCAGAAUGUAAAAUUUCUUUGUGUUUUUUUAUACUGACAAUUGUAUUUUUUCCCUGUUUACCAAAUUUGUUGAGUAAAGACUCCCAUUUUGAGAUGUGAUAUUAAGGUCUACG
Molecule: messenger RNA, 1354 nt
Organism: Cyprinodon variegatus (sheepshead minnow)
Lineage: Eukaryota; Metazoa; Chordata; Actinopteri; Cyprinodontiformes; Cyprinodontidae
Product: aldose reductase-like
Exons: 10
Coding region: 70-1020 (316 amino acids)
Cellular component (GO): cytosol
Molecular function (GO): aldose reductase (NADPH) activity
Source: RefSeq, a predicted model, not a curated record